UACCUCUCCGUUAGGCCCGGUCUCUGCGACUCCUGGAGAUACUCCGAACGAGGCGUUCUAUUAAUGCAGUCCGCCUUGCUAACAUGCCCAGACCACCGCCGACAGGCCUCACACUGCAUUCUGGGAUAUCUUCAGCCCUUUACCUGCUCUUAGCUAAUUACUUUUUAGCCGUGCACUCGCACAAUAAUUGGUCUUGUGCUGCUGCUGCCUCCCCUCCCUCUGCUGCGCCAAGUGCUAGUUUGAGCACUUUUUUUUCUCCCUUCUCUGUGUCGUCCUUAUUCCCCUGUUUUUUAUCGUCCUCCAAAAGCCAUCCAAUUAAUAUGCUAAUGAGCUGAUAAAUAUUUAUAGGGGUUUAAAUUAUGCAGAAAGCUUUCAGAGCCCGGUGUGAAAUGCGUCGCUCGCAGGACUUCAAAGCCUUGCAUUGCUAACGAGGCAGGGGCAGAUUUGCAUACGGCUUUAAUCAGCUGAAUACUGAUUAUGCUUCAUUAUAGAGUUGGAGGGAGGGGAGCCGAGUUGGAGGAGGCCGCCAGCUGCACUUGUCGUUUGUUUCAUUCCAGCAAGAGAGGGAGAGGUUGAACUUUUUCAGGAGUACAGACAAUCUUGGCGAGAGAGAGAGAGAGAGAGAGAGAGGGAGAGGGAGAGGGAGAUAGAAGGAGGGCGGGAGAAAGGGAGAGCGAGUGCAAAGUAGGCACUGUAAGAGAGAGAGAGGGGCAGAGCUAUAAGAAAAGAAAAGAGUGCAGGGAGAGAGGGAAGGAGAGCUGUUUGCCUGAACCCUGUUGGCUUUCCCAGUGUGCGUAUCCCAGUGUUGUUCAGUGAACCGUGCUGUGGACAGUGCCACUGUGUCUGCGUGUAGCUCUGGUUGUAUUGAACCCUGCUCGCUGCUGACCAGUGGAGAGUGAAGAGAGGGAGGAGAGGGAGGAGCGGGAGGAGGUACAGAGUGCCGGACACCCUGUCGUGGGUUAGCCCGGCAAAGGCAAUUUUUCAUGAUAGGUUGUGCAACCAUGCUGGAACACACAGGUGGAGCAAGAGCGGGUGAGUUUUUGAUGAGGUUGCGAUGGAGCUCAGCUGGGUUUUGUUGCGGUUGUUGGGCGUCCUCGUGUGAAAAAGGUGUCGCUGUGUGGUCUGGCACGUUUUGCAUUGAAAUAUUACUUCUAAGAGUUAAUUGUAUUAAUGUGACAUCAGUUAGUAUAUCCUCCUGUCUUCCAGCCUGUGACUGUAAUCGCAGUGUUGGUGACUCAUUUUUCUCGGUAGUGUUGUUCGCCGCUUUGAAUGGUGAAUGUGACUGAAAUGUUGUUGCAGGAAUAUCAUCCAAUUAUGGGAUAUACUCAGGUGACAAAAAUUCUAAAGUGAAUAAUCAGUCAGAAACUACUAAAUGUGCAAUGGAAAGUGGUGACGGGAACACCGGGAUCCAAAUCAAUGGAUUGGACUUUCAGAGGCACACGGUGCCCACCACAAGUGCAAUCACUAAUGCACAUGCACAAGCCCUCCUCCAACAGUCUAAGUCGGAAGACUCGAGCGCUCUUCCGACCUCCGUCCAGCAGAGCGUAUUGCCUCAAACCCAGCUAAUGUUGGCCGGGGGACAGAUUGCUGGAUUGACCCUGACCCCAGCGCAGCAGCAGAUGUUGAUCCAGCAGGCCCAAGCUCAGCUUCUGGCUGCAGCCGUGCAGCAUUCAGCCAACCAGCAGAACAGCACCACUGGGGCCAGCAUCUCAGCCUCCGCAGCCACACCCAUUACCCAGCUGCCCCUGUCACAGCCCAUCCAGAUCGCCCCUCAGCUACAGCAGCAGAAUUUAAGUUUGCCUCAGUUUGUUCUGGUGCAGCCUGGCCACCCGAUCGCCACACAGCUGCAGCCUCAGUUCAUCAUCUCACAGACACCGCAGGCCCAACAGAGUAUAUUGCAAGCCCAGAGUCUUCUAACUACACUACCUCAAAGCCAAGCUAACCUCCUGCCGACUCAACCAAGCAUCACCCUUGCACCUCAGCCUGCAACACCAACCCGCACAACAGCAGCCACACCUAAUCAGUCCCAUAGUCAGACACCACCCAAACGGUUGGAUACCCCCACUCUGGAGGAGCCUAGUGAUCUGGAGGAACUGGAACAGUUUGCCAAGACCUUCAAACAGAGGCGUAUCAAACUGGGCUUCACACAGGGGGAUGUUGGCCUGGCCAUGGGGAAGCUGUAUGGAAACGACUUCAGUCAAACUACCAUCUCUCGCUUUGAGGCCUUGAACCUGAGCUUUAAGAACAUGUGCAAACUCAAGCCAUUGCUGGAGAAGUGGCUUAAUGAUGCAGUUUGUGCAGAGAACCUGACAUCUGACCAGGCUCUGUCCAGCCCCAGUGCCCUGGGCUCCCCGGGCAUGGGCAUAGAGGGGAUCAACCGCAGACGGAAGAAGAGGACCAGUAUUGAGACCAACAUCCGAGUGGCCUUAGAAAAGAGCUUUCUGGAGCAGAACCAAAAACCUACCUCUGAAGAGAUCACCAUGAUUGCUGACCAGCUCAACAUGGAGAAGGAGGUAAUUCGGGUCUGGUUCUGCAAUCGUCGGCAGAAAGAAAAGAGGAUUAACCCCCCCAGCAGUGGCAGCAGUGGAGGAGGCAACACCCCCAUCAAAACCAUCUUUACCCCCAGUAGUCCUUUGGUGGCCAGCACAGCAAGCCUUGUGAGCAGUCCAACUAUUAACACGCCCACCACUCUGACUGUAAAUGCAGUGAUGCCUCUCACCAGCACCAGCGUCUCCAGUUUGUCUUUCACAGGCACGACGGUUGGCGCCACAAACACAGCGUCCGUCAUAUCCACCGCCCCUAUGGUUACUACAGCAACCAGCUCUCCAUCUUUAAGCCCGUCGCCAACGGUUCAUUCCACAACCACAGAGAACAAGAUUGGCACUCAUGCGCAAACCAUCGUCACCCAGGCCCCGACAUCCAUAGCUACCACUUUGGGGACGGGUCAGGUGAUGGUGGCGGCUCCAGGGUUUUCUGCAGCGCUGCAGAGUGCUGCCCAGUUACCCACCAGUGCCAGCUUUGCUGCUAUGGCUGCUGCUGCUGCAGGGCUCAACCCUGGACUGAUGGCCUCCUCCCAGUUUGCUUCAGGGGGGGCCCUGCUCAGUCUGACUCCUGGUGGCCUGGGCAGUGCGCUGAGUCCUGCCCUCAUGAGUAACAGCACCCUGGCUACCAUCCAAGCUCUGGCAUCGAGCGGCACAAUCCCCAUCACGUCUCUGGAUGGCAGUAACCUGCUGUUCGCCAACACCUCCGGUACCACGCCGCUUUUCCUGAAUCCCCAGACCCUGUCGGUGCUCACCAGCAACCCCGUCAGCCUGGUGUCGGCAGGGGCGGGGGGGCUGCAGGUCACUGCCGAUGCCCAUCAUCAAGCCACCUCGGCUGCUGUGCCUGUGCAAGCCACGACCAUUACCACUGCCUCCAAGGCUCAGUGAAGCCAGUCAGGCUGCGUCCCGAAUUAACGCCCUAUUUCUUAUGUCGUGCACUACUCUUAUCACACCAUGUAGGGAAUAGGGAGGUCGUUUCUAUAUAGGCUCUGCGCUUCACUAACCACCCCACAUUCUUUCCAUUGUAUCUAUCAUUAUUUAAUCCUUUUGCUGCCACCAAAAAGAAAACAGCCUCAAAUGAGGUUGGGGUUGACUUUAUUUUUUUUGUUUAGUUUGUUUCCCGUCUUUGUCUUUAUGAUUCUUGGAUGUUUUUUGGGUUUUUUUUUUUCUCCCACAAACAGUAGCCAGAUGGACACUGUUGUUGGCCUGCGCUCCUUAUGAACCUUGACAUGUGUCCAGGAAGAGAAAUAUCCUCGACAUCAUCAAGUUUUCACAUUUUGUAUAUAAAUAUAUAU
Messenger RNA from Morone saxatilis (striped sea-bass), 3835 nucleotides. It is a transcript of the gene pou2f1b, whose product is annotated as POU class 2 homeobox 1b. NCBI's taxonomy places the organism in Eukaryota, Metazoa, Chordata, Actinopteri, Moronidae. Gene Ontology annotation, molecular function: RNA polymerase II cis-regulatory region sequence-specific DNA binding; DNA-binding transcription factor activity, RNA polymerase II-specific. Gene Ontology annotation, biological process: regulation of transcription by RNA polymerase II. The record is from RefSeq and is a predicted model, not a curated record. The transcript has 15 exons. Gene Ontology annotation, cellular component: nucleus. The coding region runs from base 1380 to 3428 and encodes 682 amino acids.